This is a messenger RNA of Lytechinus variegatus (green sea urchin), 1076 nucleotides long. RefSeq names its product beta-parvin-like. The transcript is spliced from 12 exons. Gene Ontology annotation, biological process: establishment or maintenance of cell polarity; substrate adhesion-dependent cell spreading; actin cytoskeleton organization. NCBI's taxonomy places the organism in Eukaryota, Metazoa, Echinodermata, Echinoidea, Temnopleuroida, Toxopneustidae. Bases 41 to 985 code for a protein of 314 amino acids. Gene Ontology annotation, cellular component: cytoplasm; actin cytoskeleton; focal adhesion. The record is from RefSeq and is a predicted model, not a curated record. Gene Ontology annotation, molecular function: actin binding.
GGACUGCUAUCUUCAUUAUUUAUACCAUUGAAAAUACGAGAUGGCUUCUCCGGCGAAGACCCAAGCAACUCUGAAAAAAGACAAGAAAGAGGAGUCAUUCCUCGACAAAGUCACAACAAUAGGAAGGAAAAAGAAAUCAAAGGAAGAUGAUAUCAAUGAUAUUGGAAGACAUGCCUUGGAUUCACCUGGCAAUCCUGUUGAUAUCAAUCCAGAAACAUUUGUCAUGGAGGAAGGUGAGGAACGGUCGAUGAUAGAACCAGAUUCUAGGGAUUCCCCUAAAGUUAAAGAGCUUAUUGAAGUUUUAAUCAGAUGGAUCAAUGAAGAACUGAAGGAACAGAGGAUAAUAGUACGAGAUCUUGAAGAGGAUCUUUACGACGGUCAGAUCCUGGGCAACCUUGUUGAAAAAUUGGCAGGGAUCAAGUUUGAAGUGCGUGAGGUGAUGCAGUCCGAGAUCUUCCAGAAACAAAAAAUCAAGUCCAUCUUGGAUUAUGUCAACAAACUCCUUAACCUACCAAGAUGGAAUAAGGACAAGUGGAGCGUGGAUGCUAUCCAUUCACGCAAUCUCGUGGCCAUCCUCCAUCUCUUAGUCGCUCUUGCCUUCCACUUCAAAGCCCCCAUUAUGAUCCCUGAGUUCGUCAUUGUCAAGGUGGUCGUCGUCCAGAAGAAAGAUGGAAUGCUGCAAUCAUCGAGGGUAGAGGAAGAAAUCACAGCAACCAAUGAGUCUGUUGCUUGGUUUCAUGUAGAACAAUGCAGGGCCAUUGGAGGACGCUUUGAACGUGAUGCCUUCGACACCCUCUUUGACCAUGCCCCUGACAAGCUUAACGUCGUCAAGAAGGUCCACAAUGUAAAUUUGGCCCUGGAUCUGAUGGACGAUGCUGGUCUCCCUAAGGCUAAGGCCAGAGCUGAGGAUGUGGUGAAUUUAGACUUGAAAUCAACUCUGAGGGUACUCUACAACAUAUUUACCAAGUACAAGAAUGUUCCAUGAAUCACAUCUUCUAUCAAUUAAGUUUUAUAGAUAUGCAUCAGUCUUGGAGCAUGUUACAAAGAGUUGCAAUUAAUCGGAUCAAUCACAACUA